AUGGCCUUCAUGGCCUUCAUGGCCUUCUGGGCUUUCAUGGCUUUCUGGACCUUCAUCUUGGGCAUCGCUUUGGGCAAUGCUCUUUUGGUCCCCUUCAUGGCCUUCAUCUCUGGCAUCUUGGUCUUCAUGGGCUUGGGCUGGUGGAUCUCCAAGCCAUUCUUCAUGAAGCUGGUCCUCCAUGGUGUCAUGCACACCUGGCAGUUUGGGAGCACCCAAAGGCGCCAACCCCAAAUCCAACUGGUGCAUCCCUUGGUGCUGCAGCAAAGACGCAGCAGUGGCCCAAGUGGCUUGGUUCCAUCACCCUCUGGCAUGGCAGACUUGCUGGUGUCUUUCUUGGACUCCAUCUUGGUGGCCUUCAUGGAAUUCAUGGCGACCUUCAUGCUGGUCUUCAUGGCUUUCAUGGUGGAAAGCUUAGGAGCCAUGGCUGCACUGGGCAGGAGAUGGAUGCACCUACAGGUGGUGGCACAGGAGGGCCAGGCUGCCAAUCUUGGCCUUCAUCUUGGUCUUCCUGGGCUGGUGGUGGGCCCUAGCAAAGGUUUUGUAGCAGAUGUGGUGGUCUCCUGGGUGGUAGAGGGAAGAACACCAACCAGUGAGACUGUCGAGGGCAAGGUUUUUGUAGAGGGCAAGGACGUCAGGCUUGGCAAGCCGAAAUAUAUGACGACGUCCUUGAGUAUAAAGCGACAAUCGGGCUUGGUAAGCACGUUGUUGAGAAUGCGGCAACAGUCGGGCUGGGCAUUGGUGGUGGAUCCGGCGGCUUGUGGUGACAGCGACAGUGGUGAAGUGGUGAGCCCCAAGGAGGUCUUUGUGGGGCCGAUUCAAGACCUGUGGAUGGCAACGGGUUUUGGUGGAGAGGGCAGGGUUCACUGCCUUGAGGUGUUUGCCGGUGAAGCGGAGAUCUCCGGCGCUUUUGCUGCUCAUGGUUUGGGGGUCUUGCGUCCUCGAGAUAUCAGGUAUGGAGAUGAUCUACGUGACCCUGAGGUGCGUGCAAACAUCUUGGAGGAGGUGCGGCAAAGAAGGCCAAAAGUGGUUUGGCUGGCCCCGCCGUGCACGGCGUGGUGUGCAUUUUCCAGGCUGAACCACACCAAGCAAGAGCGACGGCGCAUUCGUCGUCGUGAGAAGGUCUUUCUGGAAUUUAUUGACGAGGUCUUCUUGAUCCAGCGCAUGAAUGGAGGGCAUGUCGUGGUUGAAAAUCCAGCCACUUCUGACAUUUGGCUUCACCCCAUUUUGGCGAGGUGGGCUCGUGACAACCAGGUGGAGAGUUUUGUCCUCCACAUGUGCGCUUUUGGUCUGGAGUCGAUAGCACACCCUGGCAUGGCCUUGAAGAAGAGCAUCAAGUUGAUGGCAACAGAUCCGAGCUUCAGACAAGUGCUGGAGAGGAGGUGCAACCAACAACAUGAACACGCUCGAGUACAGGGCAAAGACACCAAAUGGUCAGGCGUUUACCCGCCUGGGUUUGCUGAGGCGGUGGUUGAGGCGACCAAGAGCGCUGGAGCUCAUCAAGUUUUGGUGGCUGAAGACGGCACGGGCCGAGAUUUGGAGAUGGAAGUCAUACCCGAAGAAGCUAGUGGUAGCAGAGGGGCAAGCGACAUCACCUUCAAGGGGACGGUUUCUGGCAAGGUAGCUGGUGCUCUGAGGAGGAUGCAUCAGAAUCUUGGGCAUCCUUCGAAUCGUGACAUGGUGAAGCAUCUGACUCUUGGGAGAGCUCCGAAGGAGAUGGUGGCGGCAGCUCAUAACCUCCACUGCAAGACCUGUACGAGAUGCAAGCGCCCGCCGGCGCACCGUGUCACAAAGCCGGCGACCCUGCUAGACUUCAAUGAGGCGGUGGCCCUGGAUAUCAUCUACAUCGAUACGGUGGAGUCCAAGGGCAACUUGGCACUCAACAUGGUGGAUGUGGCAUCGUCCUACCAGGUAGCCAUACCCAUUGAAAGUCCGCAUGCUCCUGUGGUCUCCGAAGCCUUCUACAAGCAUUGGGUAGCUUGGGCAGGGGUACCUGCCAAGAUUAUCCUUGACUUAGACACAUCAUUCCAGGACAGCUUCUGGGAGAUCACCUCCGGCGACAGCAUCUGCAUGAGGAGUGCCGCGGGUCAGGCACACUGGCAGAAUGGGGUGGCGGAACGAUACAAUGGAGCAUGGAAAGAUGUGUGGGAUCGUGUUUGCCUGGAGUGUAGCGUCACCGACAAAGACUUGCAAUGGGUUUUUGGAAGCAACGGAAGACUGGUCCCAGAUCCUGAAGAUGGCGCUGAACAAUUGAGCGCGCUCAGCAACAUCACUGCGGAUGAGAAGAUGGCGCGCGAACAGACUCUCAGAGUGGCAGCGCGCAUGGCCUUCUUCCAAGGCCACUCUGUAGAUGCAGUGCGGAAAGCCUUGGCUCAUCGACCUCGGGUGCAACCCAAGGAGUUCAAGCCGGGCGACAUGGUCUAUGUCUACCGCGAGAACAAGAGCAAAGGGAAACGAGUGUCUUCCAGGUGGCUUGGCCCUGCCACUGUGAUCGGCCCAGAAGGUUCUAACUACUGGGUGGCUCGUGGUGGUCGUUGUCUUUUGGCGGCAGGUGAACAUCUUCGCAUGGCAGAACAUGAAGAAGUCAGCGAGGCGUUGCGGAUCAAAGCAGUGCUCCAUGAGGUGAAGAAAGCCCUGGAUGCUGACUUCGAGGAGGCAGUCGACGACAUGGCUGUGGGUGAUAUGGAGGUGGACGAGGAUAUGAGCUUCGAAGCGCUUUUGGAUGAGGCGGUGAUGGGCGAUGAGCCACCACCACAAGCCGGGCGUGCCAGCGCUCGAGAUGUCGAACGAGCACAUCGAUCUCAAGAGGCAGAAGUGUGUUUUGAGCGCCUUGCCAAGCAGUCCAGGCUCUUGGACGAUGUCCCGGUGUCAGUCAGAAAGCACCUCCGGACGCAUGAACCUGGUGAACCUCGCGGUGGUGGGUCAGCGAACGUGAGGUUGUUUGAAGUAGAGCUUUCGAGGCGCCUCCACUCCAUUGAGGAAGGACUGAUGCCUGGACAACUGGUGGAGAUCGUGAAGGGAGUCUUUGGGCUCUCAACAGCCCCCAAACUAUGGUGGAUUAAACUCUCAACCGAGUUGAUGCAGAUCAAGAUCCCCUAUUAUGGCAAGGAGGAGAUUUACGUGGAGCAGAACGAGAUAGACCCCUGCGUGUUCUUACUCAAAGGGCACGGCGGCAGGGUGGUUGGCGCCAUUUUGACACAUGUGGGGAAUCUCAUGAUCAUGACAGAGCCAGCCCUACACCAAGAACUGCAAGCCGAGAUCAGCAAGCGCUUCCCCGUCGAUGACUGGGAAACCGACGCCUUUGAGUAUGUGGGGUGCCAGUACGAGAUUGGCCCUGAAGAGAUCAAGAUCUCUCAAGAGAACUAUGCACAGAGCCGACUGGAGAAGGUGCGCAUUCCUGGCGGGCUGAAUGACAAUGACCCAGCUCCUGAGGAAAUGAUCCAACAGAACCGUACGACAGUCCGCUGUUUGUCCUGGCUGGCGAAGCAGACCCGGACAGAUAUUCAAUUCAUGGUAGCACAGGCUCAACGUCUUCAAGCAAAUCCUACGGUUGGUGAUGUGAAGAACACCAACAAGAUUGUUGACAUGGCCAAGCGCUUCAAGGACGAAGGCAUAAAGCUCAAGAAAAUUGAUGUGAAUGACAUGAUAAUCCUUGCCUUCCACGAUGCGGCUUGGGCGAAUGUGGAUUUGGAGGAAGAGAUCGACCCAGCUUGGGACGGAGACACCAAGCUUUCAUCACAGCUUGCGUGUCUGAUCAUGGUCGCCGACAGAAAAGUCUUGGAGAACAAAGAGGGCAACGCCUCAUUUGUGGACUGGCAUCUACGUUUGCAGGCGAGACUAUGGCAUGUGGCAUGUGGUGAGCCGAUGGAAGCUGCGCUGUAUCUACGGACGUCUAGUUCCAGAAGAAGAAGCUGGCGCAUUCAAGAGGUGCACCUGUGUACCGAUUGCAAGAGUCUUUACGACCAUUUACAUCGAGAAGGAGUACCAAAAGCUCCAACAGAGCGACGCCUCGCCAUCGACUUGGCGGCUAUUAGGCAGUCCCUCAAGACUGAAGCAAUCCACCAAUGGAAGCGUCGGUAUGGAAUCGGGGCUGUGCGUCCUGACAAACCAUGCAAGCCACCACUGCAUUGGGUGCCCACGGAAGAACAAUUAGCCGACAUUCUCACGAAAAAGAUGAAUCCGGCUCAGUGGUGGAGCGCAGUGAGAGACGGUAGAUUGAAGCUUCCUUUUACCCUGCCGAACGCGCGAAAGUCAGGCAUGGAUUCCUGA
Molecule: messenger RNA, 4266 nt
Organism: Cladocopium goreaui
Lineage: Eukaryota; Dinophyceae; Suessiales; Symbiodiniaceae
Source: the annotation of a GenBank genome assembly